ACUUUCUGCUCUGGAAUUCUUCAGCAGCUUGAUUAUGGGUUAGUUGAAUGCCAGGCGUUGGUUCUUGCACCCACUCGAGAACUUGCUCAGCAGAUUGAAAAGGUUAUGCGCGCUCUAGGUGAUUAUCUUGGUGUCAAGGUUCAUGCAUGUGUUGGUGGCACUAGCGUUCGUGAAGAUCAGCGUAUUCUUUCCAGUGGAGUGCACGUUGUUGUUGGUACUCCCGGUCGUGUCUUCGACAUGUUGCGGAGACAGUCACUUCGUCCAGAUUACAUUAAGAUGUUUGUUCUGGAUGAAGCAGAUGAAAUGCUUUCACGAGGUUUCAAGGAUCAGGUUUUUAACUUUCUUUUGAUCCUUUUUCCCCUUCUAUUCCUC
This is a messenger RNA of Morus notabilis, 372 nucleotides long. Its product is annotated as eukaryotic initiation factor 4A-13-like. The record is from RefSeq and is a predicted model, not a curated record. NCBI's taxonomy places the organism in Eukaryota, Viridiplantae, Streptophyta, Magnoliopsida, Rosales, Moraceae. Gene Ontology annotation, biological process: cytoplasmic translational initiation. The transcript has a single exon. Gene Ontology annotation, molecular function: translation initiation factor activity; ATP binding. Gene Ontology annotation, cellular component: cytoplasmic stress granule. The annotation marks the transcript as partial.